Messenger RNA from Topomyia yanbarensis, 4089 nucleotides. RefSeq lists its product as uncharacterized. Gene Ontology annotation, biological process: DNA integration; proteolysis. The record is from RefSeq and is a predicted model, not a curated record. Gene Ontology annotation, molecular function: aspartic-type endopeptidase activity; nucleic acid binding. NCBI's taxonomy places the organism in Eukaryota, Metazoa, Arthropoda, Insecta, Diptera, Culicidae. Bases 1 to 4089 code for a protein of 1362 amino acids. The transcript is spliced from 2 exons.
AUGGAGGACCAGCUCCUGAAACUUCCACCCUUCGAAUGCGACAAUGUCGCCGUAUCUCAACUUCGACAGAAGUGGAUAGAUUAUAAGAAGCAAUUUCAGUACGUGGCAGAUGCCAUCGGGAAGAAGCGAAAAAAGAAACUCAAGGCCAUAUUCUUAGCAAUUUCCGGCCGACAACUACAGCGAGUGUACGAAAGUCUACCAGGCGGGCAGGAUGAAGAAGACGAAGAUGACUUCCAAUCAAUGAUCAACAAGCUCGAUGAGUAUUUUGCCCCCAAAAGACAUGACACAUUUGAAAGAUAUUCAUUUUGGUCGCUAAGACCGAACGCAGAAGAAUCGCUCGACAAGUUCCUGCUGCGCGCAAAAGUGCAAGCAACUAAAUGUCAGUUUGGCUCAUCGGAGAGUGAAAGCAGAGAUAUCGCGGUGGUCGACAAAAUUGUUAUGCUAGCGCCACCAGAACUUCGUCACAAAAUUUUGGAAAAGUCCAACAUUAACCUGGAUGAUCUGACAAAACUAGUCUCUACACACCUGUCUGUGCAAAACCAGGUACGAGAAUUGAACCAAUCAGAUUCUUUCUCCGGACGCAUCACAAGCACCAACUUUACCGGCAAUGAUGCAACUGUCUACAAAAUUUCAAGCACCCCUGGAAACCGGUGGUUACAAGCGCAUAACCGAAAUGAAUGCGGUAGGUGUGGUGGAAGACCGCACAGAACCGAUGACACUUGUCCGGCAAAAAACGCUAGAUGUCGGAUGUGCAAUCUAAAUGGUCAUUUUGCUAAAAAGUGCAGAACCGACCCUCGAAAACGGAACGCAGCGAACCCCCAAUACCUACAAAACUCAUACUCGUCAAAAAGGCCGAGAAUAAACGCGAUCGAAGAACAGAUAACCGUUGGAGAUAACGAGAACAGCACACCUUCGUUCAUAUUUUCAAUAAGCGACAACCACGAUGAAUUAGUAUGGUUCAAAGUCGGUCAGGUGAUGAUCGAGAUGCUAAUUGACUCCGGAUCUAAGCACAAUAUAAUCGACGAAUCCACUUGGAAAUACUUAAAAAGCAAUGGUGCAGUCGUAGCUGACGUCAGACCAUCCAACAAACAGUUGACAGCUUAUGCUCAACCGGGAAGUUUAUCAAUUCUUUGCGAAUUCGAAUCUGAAAUUAAUGUUGUGGAUGAAGCGAAAGGCAGUAGCGUUCGUGCAAGUUUUUUUGUAAUAAGAGGCGGAAAACAAAAUUUGCUAGGUCGUGACACAGCAAAGCAGCUAGGGGUUCUUCUUGUUGGACUGCCCAGUGUUAUUAACCCAAGAGCUACAAAUCACGUUCGACAGACAACGGCACUCAAUGCAGAAAAAUUCCCUACAAUUAAAGGUGUUAAGCUGCGCAUCAAUAUUGACGAUAGUGUAACACCAGUAGCCCAACACGUACGACGCGUUCCGAUAGCACUCCGCCAGCAAGUUGAAGAUAAACUCAACAAACUGCUAAGAACCGGAAUAAUUGAAAAGGUUGAUGGCCCAAGUCCGUGGGUAUCCCCCCUAGUUGUUGUAACUAAAGACGAUGGGGAACUACGCCUGUGCGUUGACAUGCGACGCGCAAACACCGCAAUAAAAAGAGAAUAUCACGUUAUUCCCACCCUUGACGAUUUCCUUGCAAGAUUAAGCGGAGCCAGAUGGUUUUCUCGGCUUGACAUCAAGGAUGCAUAUCAUCAAGUCGAGCUGCAUGAAUCUAGUCGGCACAUAACAACGUUUAUUACUCACCUGGGAAUGUUCCGUUACACGCGAUUAAUGUUCGGUGUUUGCAGCGCAUCAGAGCACUUUCAAAGGAUCAUCGAGCAAAUACUGAGCGACUGCCCCUAUGCAUUCAACUACCAAGACGAUAUUUUCGUAUAUGGCAAAACAGAACAAGAACACAACAAAGCGCUACGAACUGUAAUGAGAGCUCUGGAAGACCAUAACGUAAUUCUUAACAUAAGAAAAUGUAAAUUCAACGCAACGGAAAUGGAGUUCUUAGGUCACAACAUAUCUCAAAAAGGAAUCAAGCCAACUGACGACAAAAUCAUAACAGUCCAGCAAUUCAGACCUCCUAGGAGCGCAGAAGAAGUUCGUAGCUUUCUAGGUCUUGUGGGGUACGUCGGGCGUUUUAUUCCGGACUUAGCAACAAAAACAUUCGAACUAAGACAACUAAUGGUAGCCAACCAGAAGUUCGAAUGGUUGGCUAAGCACGAAAUGGCAUUCAAUGUUUUAAAAGAAGCGGUAUGUACUGCACCAGUACUAGGCUUCUUCGAUAAUCGUCGACGUACCAGGGUAAUCGCUGAUGCAUCUCCAGUAGGGCUGGGAGCUGUCUUAGUUCAAUUUGAAGACGAUACCGACAGUAAACCUGUCGUAAUCUCGUAUGCCAGUAAAGCUCUAUCACCAGCGGAGCGUCGCUAUUGUCAGACGGAAAAGGAAGCUCUGGCAAUCGUGUGGAGCAUUGAAAAGUUUCAACUCUACCUCAUCGGCCGAGAAUUCGAGUUGGAAACCGACCAUCGCCCUUUAGCGACGAUCUUCAAGCCCACUUCUCGUCCUCCAGGGCGCAUCGAAAGAUGGGUUCUCCGGUUACAAGCAUUUCGAUAUAGAAUUGUAUACAAACCCGGCAAGGACAACAUCGCUGAUCCUCUGUCCAGACUUUCCACACUAAACGAUUACCGCGAUGUUGACAGCUCCGACGAUAAAAUGUACGUUAAUGCGAUAACCGAAUCAGUCGCAAUUGAUGUUUCUGAAAUCAAGGAAGCUUCGGAUUCAGACUAUGAAUUAACUCUGGUGAAGCAGGCCUUGAUGAAAGAUGACUGGAACGACGAAAACAUCAAAUCAGGCGCUAAAGAUUACGUGCCAUUUCAAAAAGAUCUUAGUAUUCUGGAAGGAUAUGUCAUCAGAGGACGUAGACUAGUCAUCCCGCGCAAGCUACGCGCUAGAAUGCUGCAACUCUCCCAUGAAGGCCACCCGGGAGAAACAUCAAUGGUAUCUCGCCUCCGAGACAGAGUAUGGUGGCCAGGCAUUGACAAAGAUGCAAAGAAUGUUGUCAAAAAUUGCGAAGGUUGUCGUUUAGUUGGACAAUCAUCUGCUCCCGAACCGAUGCAACGACGCAAAAUCCCAAACGAACCAUGGGUUGACGUAGCAAUGGAUUUUCUGGGCCCGCUACCUUCUGGUGAGUACCUACUAGUAAUUGUGGAUUACUACAGCCGUUACAAAGAAGUCUGCAUCAUGAAGAAAAUAACAUCAGAUGAUACUAUUAAGCAUAUUGAGCCAAUUUUCGUGCGCCAAGGCUAUCCAAGAACCAUCACCUUGGACAACGGACGGCAGUUUAUUAGUACCGAUUUUGAAACUUACUGCCACACAAAAAACAUAACGCUAAAUCAUACAGUUCCCUACUGGCCUCAGGCCAACGGAGAGGUAGAAAGGCAAAAUAGGUCACUACUAAAACGACUCAGAAUAAGUAACGCGUUAGGUCGCGACUGGAAAACGGAUCUCCUUCAAUAUUUAAUGAUGUAUAAUACAACCCCGCAUUCCACUACCGGCAAGACGCCAACAGAGAUGCUGCGCAAUAAAACAAUCAGAUCUAAAAUCCCAUCGCUUGGAGAUAUUGAAACAGCUCCUCCCGCAGAAACGGAGGUCAGCGACAGGGACGCAGUCCUCAAACAUAGAGGAAAAGAAAGAGAAGACUUGAAACGCCAUGCGAAGCCCUCUGAACUUCGUGAAGGAGAUACUGUACUGAUGCAAAACUUACUUCCAGCUGGAAAGUUAUCUACAACCUUCGGAAGGACUGAAUAUGUAAUAGCAGGAAAACAAGGUAAUCGCGCAACAAUAUUAAACCCUACUACUGGCAACACAUUUGAGCGAAAUUCAGCACAUCUGAAGAAAGUUACCCCCUUGGGACAUACUACGUCAUACAACCCUGACCAGGUGGAAAGUUUCCCACCGUCACCAUCUCAACAAUCUACCAACAACACAUCAUGUUUGAACGAACCGGUAAACGCGCGAUCGGAGGUGGUUUCCAGACCAUCACGACAAAGUCAAAAACCGGCUUGGCAGAACGACUACAUCCUGGAUACUCAAAGGACUAAAUGA